Diaporthe citri is the source of this 456-nucleotide messenger RNA. RefSeq lists its product as uncharacterized. Bases 1 to 456 code for a protein of 151 amino acids. NCBI's taxonomy places the organism in Eukaryota, Fungi, Ascomycota, Sordariomycetes, Diaporthales, Diaporthaceae. The record is from RefSeq and is a predicted model, not a curated record. The transcript has 2 exons.
AUGCGGCAGCUAGCCGAGGCCGACACUGGCACCGAAUCGCCACGUCUUCCGGCGGAGAUCAUCUUUGACAUUUGCGGUUACUUCACCGUCAACCCGCACGACCCAGCAAAGGGAUACGAUGUCAGCCCUUGCACAAGAGACAACAUCCGCACACUCCGACAACUCUCCCUGACUUGCCGGGGCAUUCACGAUGUCGUAACCCCGACACUGUACGGUUCCAUCUAUAUCACGGGCCCCAUGACCGAUCCUCACAUUCCUUUACCGACCCACUGUCAGAAUCCAGGCGCCGAAACGCUCGCUUAUUUCCUUCGGACGAUUUUGAGCAAUGCAAAGCUGCGUCAAUAUGUCAAAGAUCUUGCUUGCUUGAUCGACCUUAGGGACACGUGCCAGUUCAAGGAGCAAAUGGACACCCUGAACAAAGACUACGGUUUGGUUUCGAGGCCGCCUUCGGAAUGA